AUUCUUUUGUUUUAAUAGGUUUUUUUAAGUACAACUUGGGUGGAGGAAAUUGAAUCCGGGACUUUUUUGUUAAGUUAAGAUCAUGUUGGCAAAAUCAUAUUAUUCACAUCUCUAUCUCACACAUUUCCUCUUCUAGAUCUAUAUAUAUUUUGAAGUAUGUGGGUGCAUAACAUCAUCUAUAGAGAGUGCACAAAGUUCCCUAUAUAAUUUGAAGGAAUCAAAACAGAAGAAGAAGAAGAAGAUCAUGGAAGCAGUAGUGCAAAUUGUGUCAAGAGAAAUCAUCAAGCCAGCACCCAAUUGUAGAACAAAGUUUAAGGAAUAUGAUCAAAAAACCUUCAAACUUUCAUUCAUGGAUAUACUGUCUCCUGAGUGUUACAUUCCCAUCACUUUCUUCUACCCCAAUACUCAUUAUUUCGACAACAAAGAAGAAACAAGUCGUAGAUUGAAAUUUAGUCUCUCAAAAACAUUGGCACAAUUCCCAAUUCUUGCUACAAGAAUCAAAGAAAACCUUAUCCAUUAUUCCUUUGAUGAUGAUGAUGAUGAUAUUAUUGGUGCUCUCUUUGUAGAAGCCAACGUCAAAAUGAGCAUGGAUGAAUUUCUGAAGUCCCCAAAUCUCAAUUUGCUUAAAACAUUCCUUCCAUUUCCAUUCAUUCCAAACCAAGAAGAGAAAGCUAUGCAAAUCGGUGUUCAAGUAAAUUUUUUUACUUGUGGUGGGAUUGGAAUUGGGGUUUCUUUGUUGCAUACACUUAUUGAUGGAACAACAAUGAGUAGUUUCAUUAAGUGUUGGGCUAAAUUUUGUGAAGAAGAAGAUGAUGAUCAUGAAGGGAAAUACUCCUGUGGUGGUGAUUAUAGUUUAACUUGUUCACUUUUUCCAUACAGAGAAGUUUCAAAUGGGUUUCGUUUGAUAUCAUCAGAAACUCCAUUUGUAGUGGAGAAAGGAAAAAGGAGCACUACAAGAAGAUUUGUUUUUGAUGAAAUGGCAAUAUUAAAACUAAAAGAUAAAGCUAAAUCUACAAGCGCUUGUAAUCCAACAACUGUUGAAGUUGCUACUUGCUUCAUAUGGAAAUAUGCCAUGAAAGCUGCCUCAAGAUGUAAAUCAUUUGAAAAGAAACUAGAAGGCCCAUGCUUUGCCAAUUCAGACUGCUUGCAGUCAGUUUUGGUUCAUACAGUGAACAUGAGGAAAAGAAUAAUGCACCCACCACUAUCAGAAAACAACAUCGGCAACCUUUUCUGGAGGAGUUGUGCAUAUUUCAAAUCAUUUUCAAACAAAGACAUAGAUUUGGCUGAUCUACAAAUCACAGUUAGACAAUCAAUAUCUGAGGUCAACAAUAACAAUUUCUUUCAACAAGCAAUAGCAUCCCAAUGUACUACUCUUUUGAGUUCCUUACGACGAUUACAUCGACUUUACGCCAUGUGUUCCGAGUCUUAUUUGUUUACGAGUUGGCGUAACAUGGGUUUCAACGGAGUGGAUUUUGGAUGGGGAAAGCCUUUGUGGGUUGCUGGCGGAGGAAAUGUAUUUGACUCUAUUACAAGAAACUUGGUUAUUUUGAUGGAUACAAUGGUGGGGAAUGGAGUUGAAGCAUGGGUUGUGUUGGAUGAUGAGACGAUGAAGUUGUUGGAAAAUGACUGUGAGUUUCUCGAGUUUGCUUCACCAAACCCGAGUAUCUGUUAGAGACAAGGAUGUAUGAAGAUCAAUACUCUCCACAUUAUCUUUAUAAUGAUAUUAUAUGAAAUAUUUUCGUUGUUUUAUGUAGUUAGUGUGAGAUUUGAUCGUUUAUCAUGUAUUGUCGUGUUUGUCCAUGGUGGUUGGAAUCAAUUAAUUAGAAUUUAUGUUUCAAAUAAAGUGUUGUAAUUUCUAGUCACCACUAUGAUGCUUAUACUAUGGCUUUGAAUUAGAAGACUUUUCUUUGA
Molecule: messenger RNA, 1911 nt
Organism: Cucumis melo (muskmelon)
Lineage: Eukaryota; Viridiplantae; Streptophyta; Magnoliopsida; Cucurbitales; Cucurbitaceae
Product: stemmadenine O-acetyltransferase-like
Exons: 2
Coding region: 245-1672 (475 amino acids)
Source: RefSeq, a predicted model, not a curated record